GAAGACAAGUAAAUGAACAAGAAUGUCCCAGGAGGCCAUGAUUGUUCUUUCUUUCUUUCUCUCUCUCUUCAGAUCAUGGGGUUCGAUGAUUCAGACAGGGUUUCGAGACAUGUUAAGAUAAGGGAGGUUUCGUCGGAUAAUCUAGAAGCGGAGUUCGAGUUGAUCAGCCGAGUGAUCGAUGAGUACCCUUUCAUUUCCAUAGACACUGAAUUUCCGGGUAUUGUUUUCAGGCCGAUAAUGGAUCCCACCCGGUCUUACAACGCCCAGUUUCGUCCUUCCGAUCAUUACAGGCUCCUCAAAUCCAACGUUGAUGCUUUGAACUUGAUCCAGGUGAGCCUCACCCUCACCGAUUCUUCCGGUAAUCUACCCCACCUGGGCACCCACGACGAGCAGUUCAUCUGGGAAUUCAAUUUUCGAGACUUCGACGUGGAGCGCGACUCUCACGCGCCUGAUUACAUCGCCCUCCUGAGGAAGCAAGGGAUUGAUUUCGAGAAGAACAGGGAGGAGGGGAUCGACUCGGUCCGGUUUGCCGAGUUGAUGAUGUCGUCCGGACUGGUUUGCAAUGAGUCGGUGAGUUGGGUGACUUUUCACAGCGCGUACGAUUUCUGGUACUUGGUUAAGAUCCUGACACGCCGCGACCUUCCCGGCGGCUUGGACGAGUUCCUGAAGGUAGUGAGGGUGUUUUUUGGGAGCAAAGUUUAUGACGUGAAGCACAUGAUGAGAUUUUGCCGGAGCUUGUACGGAGGGUUGGAUAGGGUGGCCAGGACCUUGGAUGUGAACCGAGCGGUCGGGAAAUGUCACCAGGCCGGGUCAGACUCCUUGAUGACGUGGCAUGCGUUCCAAAAAAUUAGGGAAGUGUAUUUCGUGAAGGAUGGACCGGAAAUGCACGCGGGUGUACUGUAUGGAUUGGAAGUUAAUUAA
Messenger RNA from Hibiscus syriacus, 921 nucleotides. Its product is annotated as probable CCR4-associated factor 1 homolog 9. Gene Ontology annotation, cellular component: P-body; CCR4-NOT core complex; CCR4-NOT complex. Bases 13 to 921 code for a protein of 302 amino acids. The transcript has 2 exons. The record is from RefSeq and is a predicted model, not a curated record. Gene Ontology annotation, molecular function: poly(A)-specific ribonuclease activity; nucleic acid binding. NCBI's taxonomy places the organism in Eukaryota, Viridiplantae, Streptophyta, Magnoliopsida, Malvales, Malvaceae.